UCUCGAAAAAAUUAUGAGCCGAAAAAUAUUCAGGUCAAUGUUUUGCCAUUAAAAUGACACUAAGGACUUAACCAUAUCGACAUCAAGAUGGUGCUUAAGACACUUGAGUUCAGUGACUGUCUGUCAGACAGUCCGUCUUUCAGAGAGAACCUCCACGCGCACGAGAAAGAGUUAGAAAAAACAAGCAAAUCCAUCAAGGGUCUAAUUUAUCACUGCAGAGAGGUUAUCAAUGCCACAAAAUCAUUAUCCAAGGCACAAAGAAAUUUGUCCCAAAAUCUUCAAGAUUUCCGCUGGGAGCAUAUUGGAGAGGAGCAGACUGAUGAUGAAAUCAUUAUUGCUCGAUCACUGAAGGAGUUUGGAAAGCUGAUAGCAACUGUUGAAGACGCCAGAGACAAUAUGCUUCAAACAUCAUGUGAGCAACUCAUCACUCCUCUGGAGAACUUCAGAAAGGAUCAGAUAGGUGGCGCUAAGGAGGGGAAGAAAAAAUUUGACAAACAGACAUCAAAAUUCUGUCAAUCUCUAGAACGCUACCUUAGUCUGAAGACAAAGACAAACGAUAAUGCCUUACAGGAGGCUGAUGCUGCCCUAGAGAUGGAAAGACGCCAUUUCUCUGAAGCAUCCAUGCAGUACGUCCUUCUUAUACAGGAAGUUCAUGAACGGAAAAAAUUUGAAUUUGUUGAAACCCUUCUCACAUUUAUAUACAGUUGGCUGACUUUCUACCACCAGGGGUAUGAGGUAGCCAAGGAAUUCAAGGAAAACAGAUUAACAGACCUACAGAUCAAAAUACAGAAGACUCGAGAGAACUUUGCCACAACACAUGUCGAGGCAGGUCAACUUAUGAAAAAAAUGCUGGAGGUGCGUGGAGCGAAGCAGGACCCUGCAAGUGUGGUCAAAGAGUUCACUAGACAGGGAUAUUUAUACAUGUUAGAAAAAAAGGCACUAGGGGUAGGCACCACAUGGACCAAGUACUACUGCCAGUAUCAGAAGGAUGGCAAAGUGCUGAAGAUGAUCCCCUUUAAUCAAACAUCUGGAACUAAAGUAGGUAACACAGAAGAAUACACUUUGACAUCGUGCACAAGGCGUGCAGCUGAUACAAUAGAAAAGAGGUUCUGUUUUGACAUCACGGUGGCGGAGAAACAGAACACAUCAUUCACACUCCAGGCAUUGUCUGAAGAUGACAGGAAACUAUGGCUCGACGCUAUGGAUGGCAAAGAGCCGAUUUACUUACAACCUCAAGUGGUACCCAAUGACAUUGUACUGGAUGAUAUUGGAUUCAGUUUCAUCCAAAAGUGCAUAGGAGCCAUUGAGUCCAGGGGACUGGAUGACCAAGGUCUAUACAGGGUAGUCGGGGUCAACUCUAAAGUUAGCAAACUUACUUCAAUGGGACUUGAUCGGAGGAAAAUUGACCGUAUCAAUCUAGAAGAUGACGAUGAAUGGGAGAUUAAAACUAUAACCAGUUCUCUAAAGGCCUACUUUAGGUCACUACCAGAGCCUCUAAUGUCGUAUAAACUACAUCAUAAGUUCAUUACUGCAGCAAAAAAAGAGAGUAAAACACUACGCAUUAAUGACAUUCAUGCUCUAGUCCACAAACUGCCCGAAUCUAACUUUGAAAUGCUUGACUGCCUUUGUGCCCAUCUGCAGAGAGUUGCAAGCAAUGCAGAGAUCAACCUAAUGACUGAGGCUAACCUGGGCGUGUGUUUUGGUCCAACCUUAAUGAGACCUGCUGAAGAAACUAUGGCCGCCAUUAUGGACAUCAAAUUUUGUAAUAUUGUUGUAGAAAUUAUGAUAGAAAAUUAUGAAAAGAUAUUUAAAACUCCACCAGAUGGUGCUGACAUCACUGAGGUCAAGGUCGCGACAUCAGGAACUCCAAAUAUGGACAUCCCUAAAAAUAAAAACCCUAUGACAUCAUCAACAUAUUCAACUGACUCGACGGGAACGUCACCACGAGAUUCCCAUUUUGUGCCAACCAAUCAGAACCAGAGUUACGCAGCCUACAGAGCGCGGUUGCGACCUACUGCAAUAUAUGAUCCAAGACCCCCAGGUGAUACAAAUAGUAGCAACAGCAGUAGUUCAGAGUCAUUGAAUUCAAAAGCAUCCAGUUCAACAGCAUUUGGUCAGACACCUUCCAUGAAUGCAACGCCAUCACAGAAACCAGCAACUUAUGCUAGUGUGGGCUCCCCUAGCCUGGAUAAGGCAAAGCAUACUACAACUGCCGUUGCUGCGGUGAGGCCUCAACGUCAAGAUACCUCGACGUCCUUAUAUGGAUCUUUGAGGAAGAGACAAUCGGCAGACUCUUUAGAUUCACGCGCCCUUAGUUCAUCCACUGGGAGUAUGUCAAGCCUAUCAGGAAGUGGAUCCACGCAACAGUUGCCAGGACGACGUACUGAAAUCCACCGCCAGAUGUCCCCCUCCCCACCCGUUUGUUUACUGAAUACUCGGAAAGUCCGUACUUUAUAUGCAUGUGAUGCAGAGAAUGAAUCGGAGCUGUCGUUUGAACCUAACCAGAUAAUAUACAAUGUAAAGCCGUCAAAGGAACCAGGGUGGCUAGAGGGCUGUCUGAACAAUAAAAGUGGACUCAUACCCGCAAAUUAUGUGGAAUUUUUAAACUAGUUUGAGGUAGUAACUAGUUCAAUAAAUCUAACAAAUGCAGUCAUGUACAGAACUCUCUGAGACACAUUUAGGAAACCAUGUCGAUUUGAAUACUGGGAAUAACAAAUCCAAACAGUUUAGCAGCCAAAUGGCUCUGCUUUUCCUAUAAAGAAUAAGUCAUUGUUUUUUCAGACAAUGAAUCCAUUGAUUUUUGAUUAAAAAUACUCUCAUUGGAUAAACAAGGUACAAGUAUAUUGAGUGUAUUACCAUUGGAUUAUUGUGGAAACUGCACUUAUUGGAUUACCAUUGAAAAUACAUUCAGUGGAUUACCAUUGAAAAACAGUCAUUGGAUUAAUACGGAAAAUAGAUUGGAUUACCGUUGAAAAUACAC
Messenger RNA from Owenia fusiformis, 2980 nucleotides. The record is from the annotation of a GenBank genome assembly. NCBI's taxonomy places the organism in Eukaryota, Metazoa, Annelida, Polychaeta, Sabellida, Oweniidae.